ACCAUCUCUCCAUAAUUGUCACCAAAUGGAUUUUUCCUCUUCUUGGGCUCUUUUAGUAAUGGCAUCACUAGCAGCCUUAGCCUUUCUCUCAAAAUUAUUACCAUUCAAAUCCCACCAGCUAAAAUUUCCACCAGGUCCCAAACCUUGGCCAAUCAUAGGCAAUCUAAAUCUUAUUGGUCCCCAUCCCCCCCAAUCCAUUCACAAAUUAGCCCAAAAAUAUGGACCAAUUAUGCAACUAAAGUUUGAAUCUUUCCCUGUUGUGGUUGCCUCAUCUGCCCAAAUGGCCAAGGAAUUCCUAAAAACACAUGACCAUGUCUUUGCCUCUAGGCCUAAAACUGCCGCUGGCAAGUACACAGCUUAUAACUAUCACAACAUCACGUGGUCACCCUAUGGUCCAUAUUGGCGACAAGGCCGUAAGAUUUUCCUCUCUGAACUUUUUAGCUCAAAACAACUCGAGUCUUAUCAAUACAUUCGUGUUGAAGAAAUGCGUGCAUUUUUGUCACGCCUUUGCAUCUUGUCAGGGAAGCCAGUUAUGCUAAAAGACCAUUUCUUCCGUCUUACUCUAAGCAUUAUAAGCAGAAUUGCAUUGGGUAAGAAGUAUGUUAGUGAUGAGUCCAAAUAUGAGACCUCGAUAGUGAGACCAGAAGAAUUUCAAGAAAUGUUAGACGAGUUGUUAUUGCUAAAUGCGGUGUUUAAUAUAGGAGACUGGAUACCGUGGCUCGAUUUCUUGGACUUGCAAGGGUACGUGAAGCGAAUGAAGGGUUUAAGGAAAAAAUUUGAUCCAUUCCUUGACCAUGUAUUUGAUGAACACAAGGCAAGGAAGGAAGGUCAGAAUGAUUUUAUGCCAAAGGAUACGGUGGAUUUAUUAUUGCAGUUGGCUGAUGAUCCUAAUAAUGAUGUUAAACUCACUUAUGACUGUAUCAAGGCACUCACUCAGGACCUAAUAGCUGGAGGAAUAGAUACCUCAGCAACAGUUAUGGAAUGGGCAAUGUCUGAGCUAGUAAAGCAACCACACCUUAUCAAAAAGGCCACCGAAGAGCUGGAUAGAGUAAUUGGGAGAGACAGAUGGGUGGAAGAGAAGGACAUUCCACAACUUCCUUAUAUUGAUGCAAUUAUGAAAGAGACAAUGAGAAAGCACCCUAUAGCUGGAUUACUUGUACCACAUUUAUCAAUUCAAGAUUGUGAUGUAGCCGGUUACAAAAUCAGAAAAGGAACUAGAGUCUUCAUAAACACAUGGAGUAUAGGGAGAGACCCAUCUAUAUGGGAUGCACCAGAAGAGUUCCGACCAGAGAGGUUUUUGGGUAAAGAUAUCGAUGUGAAUGGACAAAAUUUUGAACUAUUGCCAUUUGGUUCUGGAAGGAGAAUGUGCCCUGGCUACAGCCUUGGACGAAAAGUCGUUAGCUCUACCUUGGCAAAUAUGUUACAUGGGUUUAACUGGAAAUUACCAGACAAUAUGAAAUGUGAAGAGUUAAGCAUGGAUGAAGUUUAUGGACUCACAACAUGCCGUAAAUUCCCACUUGUUGUAGUGAUGGAGCCUAGACUCUCACUUCAUCUUUAUUAGUUGUUAAUUUCAUAUGCAAUAAAUUUUGUUUUACCAACCUUUUUGUUAUUAUAGAUUUCAUACCCAUGUUGUUACUCCAAGCUACAAAAUAAUUGGGUCGUAGUCAUGAAUAAAUGUCUUUUCAUUUCUUUUUUUGGGGAAUGUUAUUCAUGUAUAUGUUGGGCCUUUUGUUUAAUAAAUAAACCAAAAGUUUUACUAA
This is a messenger RNA of Quercus lobata, 1760 nucleotides long. Its product is annotated as trimethyltridecatetraene synthase-like. The transcript has 2 exons. Lineage: Eukaryota; Viridiplantae; Streptophyta; Magnoliopsida; Fagales; Fagaceae. Gene Ontology annotation, molecular function: heme binding; iron ion binding; oxidoreductase activity, acting on paired donors, with incorporation or reduction of molecular oxygen. The record is from RefSeq and is a predicted model, not a curated record. Bases 26 to 1561 code for a protein of 511 amino acids.